Messenger RNA from Capsella rubella, 2158 nucleotides. Its product is annotated as calcium-dependent protein kinase 34. Gene Ontology annotation, cellular component: nucleus; cytoplasm. Gene Ontology annotation, biological process: protein autophosphorylation; intracellular signal transduction; peptidyl-serine phosphorylation. The transcript is spliced from 7 exons. NCBI's taxonomy places the organism in Eukaryota, Viridiplantae, Streptophyta, Magnoliopsida, Brassicales, Brassicaceae. Gene Ontology annotation, molecular function: calcium ion binding; calcium-dependent protein serine/threonine kinase activity; calmodulin binding. The record is from RefSeq and is a predicted model, not a curated record. The coding region runs from base 182 to 1756 and encodes 524 amino acids.
UGAAGAGACUUACAAAAACAGAAAAAUGCUAUUCAUAGCCAUUCAUAAGCCAAAAAACUCCUAAACUUUCUUGCUAAAGAAGAAACCAAAAACCUAAAAGAAUAGACAGAGGAAGAAAGAUCUUUAAUUUCUAUUUCUCUUCCUGGUUGAGAGCUUUACUUCCUCUCCCCUUAUUGCAACAAUGGGAAAUUGUUGCUCUCAUGGACGGGAUUCAGGUACCAAAGAAGAACAGGCGCUGGAAAAUGGAGGAGGAGGCGGUGGUACUGGUGCCGCGGAGGCCUCUGUGAGAGCUUCGAAGCACCCGCCAGCAUCUCCUCCUCCUGCAGUCAAACAAGGGCCAAUAGGACCAGUCUUAGGGCGGCCAAUGGAAGAUGUAAAGAGCUCAUAUUCAUUGGGUAAGGAGCUCGGUCGCGGACAGUUUGGGGUUACCCAUCUCUGCACGCAGAAGGCCACGGGACUGCAAUUCGCUUGCAAGACCAUUGCGAAAAGGAAGCUGGUGAACAAAGAAGACAUUGAGGAUGUGAGAAGGGAGGUGCAGAUUAUGCAUCACUUGACGGGUCAGCCAAACAUUGUGGAGCUUAAAGGAGCGUACGAGGACAAGCAUUCAGUGCAUUUGGUUAUGGAGCUUUGUGCGGGAGGAGAGUUGUUCGAUAGGAUCAUUGCAAAGGGUCAUUACUCAGAGAGAGCCGCGGCUUCAUUGCUACGGACGAUUGUGCAGAUUAUCCAUACUUGCCAUUCCAUGGGGGUUAUCCACAGGGACUUGAAGCCUGAGAACUUUUUGUUGCUAAACAAAGAUGAGAAUUCUCCUCUCAAAGCCACCGACUUCGGGCUAUCCGUGUUCUACAAGCCAGGGGAGGUGUUCAAAGACAUUGUGGGAAGUGCUUAUUACAUUGCACCAGAGGUGUUGAGGAGAAAGUAUGGACCAGAGGCUGAUAUUUGGAGCAUUGGUGUCAUGUUGUAUAUCCUCUUGUGUGGUGUUCCACCUUUCUGGGCAGAGUCAGAGAAUGGGAUUUUCAAUGCCAUUUUAAGUGGACAGGUUGACUUUUCAAGUGAUCCGUGGCCCGCCAUUUCAACACAGGCGAAGGACCUCGUCAGGAAGAUGCUCAACUCUGAUCCCAAACAAAGAUUAACCGCUGCUCAAGUUCUCAACCACCCAUGGAUCAAGGAGGAUGGAGAAGCACCAGAUGUUCCUCUUGACAAUGCAGUGAUGUCAAGACUCAAGCAAUUCAAAGCAAUGAACAACUUUAAGAAAGUUGCUUUACGUGUGAUAGCUGGGUGCUUAUCAGAGGAAGAAAUCAUGGGGUUAAAGGAGAUGUUCAAAGGAAUGGACACUGACAACAGUGGAACAAUAACUCUUGAGGAACUAAGACAGGGACUUGCCAAGCAAGGUACAAGAUUAUCUGAAUACGAAGUCCAGCAAUUAAUGGAAGCUGCUGAUGCUGACGGUAAUGGAACAAUAGACUAUGGGGAAUUCAUAGCAGCUACAAUGCAUAUCAACAGACUCGACAGAGAAGAGCAUAUCUACUCAGCCUUCCAACACUUUGACAAAGACAACAGUGGAUAUAUCACAAUGGAAGAGCUGGAGCAAGCCCUGCGGGAGUUUGGCAUGAACGAUGGCAGAGACAUUAAGGAAAUCAUUUCUGAGGUUGAUGGAGACAAUGAUGGGCGGAUAAACUACGAGGAAUUUGUGGCAAUGAUGAGGAAAGGAAACCCAGAUCCCAACCCUAAGAAGCGGCGUGAACUGUCAUUUAAAUGACACCACUGGAACAGUCAAGUCAGCACAUAAGUAUAUUAAGAAGAAGGCUUGGGUUGCUCAUGAUUCACCAAGAGAGAGGAUAAAGGUUUAAAAAUUGGAAUAGGGAGGUGUUUCAUGUUCGUAAAUAUUUUAUGCUUGUCUACUACUGAUUUAAAGUUUCAGAGGUUUCUCAAUGUAUCAAAAUUCUUUUUCAGUUCAAAUAUGUGCAUUAGUGAUGUUUGUUUAUUUUGUCCGAGUAAAAACGUAAAAGGCACUAUGAUGGACCAUGGCAGAAAGUUGGAAGAUUCAUGAUUUUAGUAUUGUAGUUAGAUCCUAAAUGUAGAAUACAGAAAGAAAAAAAUACUGAAACAUUCAGACAAAGAGUAGUGACUUGUCCCACGAGGAACUGAAAUGGACAAACAC